Molecule: messenger RNA, 1044 nt
Organism: Thelazia callipaeda (thelaziosis nematode)
Lineage: Eukaryota; Metazoa; Nematoda; Chromadorea; Rhabditida; Thelaziidae
Source: the annotation of a GenBank genome assembly
AUGAUUCCAAAUGGCCAAGAUGAACUUGUCCAUGAAAAUGUAGUAGAAGAUCCUUUGCUUAUUCCUGUUAGCGAUGACAAUGACCAAGAGCCUGUGCGCUUUCUGCCUCGCUUUGAUUCAGACACUCGCUCAGAAAGUGAGACCAAGGAAUCUACUCUACAGCUUUUAUUAGAGAGAGAUGGUUUAUCUCCUAGACGUACUGAAUCGGAUUAUCUGAAUCCUGCCACUGAAAUAAACGUCAAAUUAGCAGAUCUUGGCAAUGCUUGUUGGACGCACCACCAUUUUACGGAAGAUAUUCAAACACGACAAUAUCGUAGUCUGGAGGUACUUAUAGGCGCUGGAUAUGGCGAUUAUUUGUUUGAACCUCAUAGCGGUGAUACGUACAGCAGGGAUGAAGAUCAUUUAGCUCAUAUAAUUGAACUUCUUGGAUAUAUUUGUCCAAAAGUAUAUAGAAAAGGAGCUCACUGGCGUGAAUUCUUUGAUAAUCAUGGUCAUUUGCUUCAUAUAUGUCACUUGAAACCUUGGUCAUUAGUAGAGGUAUUAACACAGAAGUACGAUUGGCCAAUUGAAUCUGCGGGACAGUUCGCAUCUUUUCUUAUUCCAAUGCUUGAAUUUGAUCAAAAUGAACGUGCAACAGCUCGGGAAUGUUUGCAACACGACUGGUUAAAACCUAAUGGUGGAAAACCGUUGCAUAAUAUGGAAAAAAAGCAGAAACCGCCUGUACUUCGGAAGAAAGAAGCACACUGUCAGCCUUCAGUGCUUUAUCGGCCAUCUGUAGUUAAUGAUGAUGAAGGUUCUUGUGAAUUGGAUAAUGAAAGCGGAAAUGAAGAAAGUGAAGAGUGCUUUUAUGAAAUGAAUGCUGUUCUCGGUGAAGAAUCCCAGAAAGCAAUUUCAGGGAAUGGAGGCGAGGACAGAUUUCUGGAAGAAUGCUUUGUCGAGGUUAAGCGGAGUCAUGAACAGCGAGGUUUAGAAAUGGCUGUAUUAGCAAGAGUAAUGCAGAAUGUUGGAGUAUGUAACAUUUUGGUAUCUGUGUAUAUUACAUAG